AGAUCGCCUGAUUCACUCACUCACUCUUCCCCAAAAGCAAGCAGGCGAAGUCAGAGUGCGAUGACCGGGGCCGCGUACAUGCUGGCACUCGUGCCAGAGUGGUCGCUGACGCUCUCGCUCAUCUUUGGCGGCUGCUGCGCCAACGCCUACUACCUCGAGGAGGCCACGCGGCAGCAGCCCUCGUGCGGCACCCUCCUCACCUUUCUCCACUUUGCCUGCACCACCCUCCAGACGCUGCCCGGCCAGCUCGAGUGGAAAGACACUACUGCGUUUCCACGCCUGCGCACGCCCGCCGUGCCCGUGUCGCGCUGGGCGAUGCAGGUGCUCCUGUACUUUGCCAGCUCCCUGCUCAACAACUCGGCCUUUGCCUUUCACGUCCCCGUCCCCGUCCACAUCAUCUUUCGCAGCGGCGGCCUCGUCGUCAACAUGGCCCUCGGCUGGCUCAUUCACCGGCGCCGCUACUCGGCCCUCCAGAUUGUGUCUGUCGUCGCCGUCACGGGCGGUGUCAUUGCCGCGACGCUGGCCACGACGCCGUCGUCAGAGGCAGCUUCUUCUUCUUCGACGACUGCCGUCAGCUCGCUCACGUACUUCAGCGGCAUCGGCCUCCUCGUCCUCGCCCUCGUCCUCUCGUCGCUCAUGGGCCUCUACCAGGAGGGCACCUUUGCCCAGUACGGCAGCCAGCACUGGCGCGAGGCCCUCUUCUACAACCACUUUCUCAGCAUGCCCCUCUUUGCCAUCCGCCGCGGCACCCUCGCCGCCGAGUGGGCCCAGGCCAAGGCCGGCCCGCGCGUGCACAUUGGGCCGUCAUAUUCCACCACGGCAGGCAAGGCGCAGGGAGGGCUGCUCGGCCUCGACGUGCCCGCGCUCUUUCCCUCGCUCCUGCUCAACAUCCUCACCCAGCUCCUCUGCAUCAACGGCGUCAACCGGCUGACGGCGCAGGUGUCGAGCCUCACCGUCACGCUCGUCCUCGUCGUGCGCAAGGCCGUCAGCCUCGCCAUUUCUGUUCUUGUGCUUGCCCCUGCACGCGGCGAGGCGCAACAGGAGGGCGUCGUCAUGCUUGCGGCGGGCGCCGCCGCCGUCUGCCUCGGCACCGUGGGCUACGCCGUCGGGGCCGGCCAGCAGCAGCGGCGCGCGGCGGCCGACAAGGCGCAGCACGAACAGACGGACAAGGCGCGGCACGAACAGAAGGACAAGGGCAGCGUACAGGACGGGAAGCUCGCACAAGCAGGCCGAGCAUCAUCAAUAGAACAGACAGCAGGAAGCACCGCACUAGACUCAUCCUCCUCGCAGGCCAGGCUGCGCGCCAGGAAGCAAUAG
This is a messenger RNA of Acaromyces ingoldii, 1317 nucleotides long. Its product is annotated as UAA-domain-containing protein. Lineage: Eukaryota; Fungi; Basidiomycota; Exobasidiomycetes; Exobasidiales; Cryptobasidiaceae. The transcript has a single exon. The record is from RefSeq and is a predicted model, not a curated record. Gene Ontology annotation, biological process: transmembrane transport. The annotation marks the transcript as partial. Gene Ontology annotation, molecular function: UDP-N-acetylglucosamine transmembrane transporter activity. Gene Ontology annotation, cellular component: Golgi membrane; endoplasmic reticulum membrane.